This is a messenger RNA of Ogataea parapolymorpha DL-1, 957 nucleotides long. RefSeq names its product histidinol-phosphatase (PHP family). Gene Ontology annotation, molecular function: histidinol-phosphatase activity. NCBI's taxonomy places the organism in Eukaryota, Fungi, Ascomycota, Pichiomycetes, Pichiales, Pichiaceae. The transcript has a single exon. The coding region runs from base 1 to 957 and encodes 318 amino acids. Gene Ontology annotation, biological process: L-histidine biosynthetic process. The record is from RefSeq and is a predicted model, not a curated record. Gene Ontology annotation, cellular component: cytoplasm.
AUGGUUCACUCUCAUCAUUCCCAUUCCGGUCAAUAUGUGUCGCACGCCGUGGAUAACUUAGAUGACAUUAUUUCCAGGGUAAAGGAUAUGAACUUUGAGGUCUUCUGUCUUACAGAACACGUUCCUCGAUACGAUAACAAAUUGAUGUAUCCUGAGGAGAUAGACAAGGGAUAUACUGUUGACUCAUUAGUCGAGAAUUUUGAGAAGUAUUAUAUGCAUGCGCGAUCCAUCCAGAAGGCUGUCAACGCGGAUCGCUCUUCCAGACUGAAAAUUCUCGUUGGAUUUGAGACAGAAGGAGGAAUAGACGAAUUUCACCUAAAUAAAUGUCUGCAAUUCAAGCGGGAACUGAGACCCGAUGUAAUAGUUGGAUCAGUUCAUCAUUUGAAAGGGGUUGAUUUGGACUUUAAUCGCGAGAAAUGGCUGGAAGCAAAAGGAAAUCUCUCGUUGCAAGCGUUUUUCCUGGCAUAUUUCAAGCAACACCAGGUAAUGGUGAGAACGCUCGAACCCGAUAUCAUUGGACAUUUCGACCUAAUCCGUCUAUUCGCUCUCCCCCACGACAGGUGUGAAGAUACGGGAAAAGAGCUCAAAGACAUUAACAUAGAAAGAGACUGGCCUGAGGUCUGGAAGGUGAUUACAGAGACGGUAGAGCUCAUUGUUUCGCAAGGAGGUCUUGUCGAAUUGAACACUGCUGCAAUUCGCAAAGGCUGGACCACAUCAUAUCCAAAAGAUGAUUUGUUCCAACUAAUUCGCGAAAAAGGGGGCAGAUUCUGUCUUAGUGACGACUCUCAUGGAGUCAAACAGGUGGGCCUCAACUAUGAGAAGGCUCUGAAACACCUGCAAGAACUCGGCCUAGAUAAACUGUACUACUUGGAUUUGGACGAAUCUGGCACUCCCUUCGUCAAUAGUCGCACUCUAGAGGAUAUUGCAGCUGACCCUUUCUGGAAUAAUUACACUUGA